Babesia ovata is the source of this 1083-nucleotide messenger RNA. RefSeq names its product CMGC CDK kinase. Gene Ontology annotation, biological process: protein phosphorylation; regulation of mitotic cell cycle. NCBI's taxonomy places the organism in Eukaryota, Apicomplexa, Aconoidasida, Piroplasmida, Babesiidae. The record is from RefSeq and is a predicted model, not a curated record. Gene Ontology annotation, cellular component: nucleus. The transcript has 4 exons. The coding region runs from base 1 to 1083 and encodes 360 amino acids. Gene Ontology annotation, molecular function: ATP binding; cyclin-dependent protein serine/threonine kinase activity.
AUGGAGUCUAAUAGCUCCGACGCGGGCCCUGGUGACUUGGAGAAGCGGUUCAAACCGCUCGGUAAGCACCUUGGCGAAGGUACCUAUGGUACCGUAUCGAUGUUCCUGGAUACUCUAACUGGGAAGAAUGUUGCCAUCAAGAAGGUUAAGAACAUCGAAUGGAAGGGAGAACGGCAGGUGGUGGGUAUGGUGGGCAUCCACUUUACCACGCUCCGUGAGCUUAAGGUGAUGCGGGAGCUCAAUCACCCUAACUUGAUGGACGUGGUUGCCGUAUUCGUAUCGCAGGGGUUCAUCAACAUCGUGAUGAAUUUGAUGGCAGGUGACCUGAAGAAGGUUAUCGAUUCCAGGGUACGGUUGACCGUGCCGCAGCAGAAGUGCAUCAUGUGGCAAUUGCUUAAGGGCCUGGAAGAGUUGCACGGAAACUGUUUCGCGCACCGUGACCUGUCUCCAGCAAAUGUGUUUAUCACAGAUGGUGGUGUUUUGAAGAUUGCGGAUUUUGGCCUUGCACGGAGGUGCGUGUACAGCCCGAUGGUCCCUCCCACCACCAAGCGUAUCAACCCGGCAGAGCUGGAUAAGUACUGCGUUAGAGAGAAGAUGACGUAUCGCGUUGUGACACUGUGGUACCGCAGCCCCGAGCUGCUGCUCGGCGCUGAAGCCUACCACUUCGCCUGCGACUUGUGGUCUGUGGGUUGCAUCUUCGCCGAGGUGUUGGAUCAUAAACCUUUGUUUCCGGGAACAAAUGAGAUCGAUCAGAUCGGUCGCAUAUACAAGUUGCUUGGCACGCCAUCAGAAACCAACUGGCCCAAUGCCAUGAAAUUGAAGCUGUACACGCCUUUCAGCGUCGAGCAGCCUAAGCAACUUGACAGUGUUUUAAAGGGGCAGUCACCUGAAGCUCUUGAUCUCCUACAACGAUUGCUAAAGCUCGAUCCGAACGAGCGCAUCACUGCUAAAGAGGCCUUGGCCCACGAGUACUUCACCACUCCCCCGAUGAUGUGUAAACCCGAGCAACUACCAUUUGACUUCAUGGAGGGGAAGAAAUCGCUUUCGAGCGCAAAGGCGGGGCCGGGGAUCAAGACCGAAUAG